CUUCACACUUUGACAAUUCAGAAAGGAGUAAUUUGUUAUUGUAUUCAAAUAGCUUUAUUAACUGGAUAUAUUUUCCAUCAAAUAAAUUUUCUUUGAAAUAUGGCAGGAGUAAGGGUACAAGACGAUAUACCUUUGGCCGAUGAUGAUCCACAAGUUAUAAUAAAUGACGAACCUGAACAAAAUUCUAUUUCGGAAGGCAAUUAUUCAUCUAGUAUGGUACACGGAAGAAGCAUGGAUUCUAUACAGUCAACAUUCACAAAUGGUAGCUCCAGUCCACAACCAAAUAGUUUAGAACCAGAUUCUAGUCCUGAUGAGCAAGAAGAAAAAGCUCGUCUUAUAUCCCAAGUCUUAGAACUACAAAAUACUUUAGAUGAUCUAUCUCAAAGAGUUGAUAGCGUGAAAGAAGAAAAUCUCAAAUUAAGGUCAGAGAAUCAAGUUCUUGGUCAGUAUAUAGAAAACUUGAUGUCUGCAUCCAGUGUAUUCCAGUCCACUUCCCCCAAAAUCAAAAAGAAGUAAAUCAUUUGGAUUCCGAAUGUGUUCAUGUAAAUCAAAUAAUAUAACAUCUGAUUAUUUAUUUUAUAUGUUGCAAAUUUUAUUAGAUGAAAAGUUCUCAAACUGAUGCAUUGUUAGUGACAGGGCUAAGAUUAUGAGUCAUAAUAGAAAAUUAUGUUAUAUCAGCACUGUUAUUUGGCUUAAUGAAUUUGAACUGAAUAUUUUAUUGAUUUGAUGGUCAUUUCAAGCUAUGUUGAAAUAGAUAUGACAUUGAAGUUAUUUUGUUUUUUGGGGUCUUAGCCAUUAAUAGAUAUUUUGAUAUUACAACUUGGAUUAUUGUUGAAAUCAAAUUUUAGGUUCUUCAAUAGUCAAGUGAUAAGAUAUGAUGCAUUUAAAUUAUCUGAUUCUAUGGAAUAGAAUGUUGUACCAAAUUUUUUUUAUAUAAUUUAGAAAAUAACUAAAAUUUAUAAAAAAAACUGGAAGAGAAAUUGAUGAUGGUGAGAAUUCUUCAGUAAUGUAUGCGCACUGUUAUCUGAAGAGGUCAUACUGAGUAAGGAUCAAUAAUGUUACCUCUUUUAAUCUGAAAUUUUGCUGUUGACAAUUGAAUAGCAAAGAGCCUUUCACUAUAAAUACAGCCUGCCUAAGUGUUUGGCAUUGCUUAUAAUAUAAAUAUUGAAUAAUUCACAGUGCACACUAAAUAACAAACUUGGAAGCUUCCUACAUAUUUUCAUAUAGUUUAUCCUUUUGUAACAAUGAAAAUUAUUAGUUAUCAAUAAAUUUAGGCAAAAUCAA
Molecule: messenger RNA, 1284 nt
Organism: Harmonia axyridis
Lineage: Eukaryota; Metazoa; Arthropoda; Insecta; Coleoptera; Coccinellidae
Product: short coiled-coil protein homolog
Exons: 2
Coding region: 100-516 (138 amino acids)
Cellular component (GO): trans-Golgi network
Source: RefSeq, a predicted model, not a curated record